Messenger RNA from Saccostrea cuccullata (small rock oyster), 1675 nucleotides. RefSeq lists its product as uncharacterized. The transcript is spliced from 11 exons. Gene Ontology annotation, biological process: transmembrane transport; monoatomic anion transport. Gene Ontology annotation, cellular component: membrane. Bases 1 to 1653 code for a protein of 550 amino acids. NCBI's taxonomy places the organism in Eukaryota, Metazoa, Mollusca, Bivalvia, Ostreida, Ostreidae. Gene Ontology annotation, molecular function: transmembrane transporter activity. The record is from RefSeq and is a predicted model, not a curated record.
AUGAAAGCCAAACCUCAGGACCUUUCUACGGUGAAUUUGGAACAGUAUCAUGCAAUCAAAAGUUGUAGAUGUGGCCAAAUAUCAAUAAACGAAAAGAAGGAACACCGCGAAGAGACCUUUUUCCGCAGGCUGGGUUCUUGGCGAUGGCGCGUUGCAUAUUUGGCUUUGUUUGGAAUGAUCACUCAGAUUAUGCACCGGAACUGCAUCAGCUUUGCGUUGGUGUGUAUGUGUAAAGGAGCAAAAGACAACACAAGUGUUCCACAUACACACUCAGAGAAUGGUGAAAUGUCCAUUAACGAGGUAAGUGACGAUAUACUUUGGGACAGAACAACCCAAAGUCUAAUCCUGUCGGCGUAUUUUUAUGGACAGCUUGUUUCUCCUUUCAUUUCCGGUCAUGUGUCACUGCGGUUCGGAAUCAAAUGGCCAAUGGCAAUAUACAUGCUGCUAUCUUCAAUUCUCCUAGUAUUGACACCAAGUGUUGCUCGAACAAGCUCCUAUUUGCUCAUAACAAUUCGAGCGAUACAAGGAUUUCUAGGGUCUGGAUGCCUGCCUAUGUUUUCUCAGCUGUGGGAUGAGUGGUCACCAAAGUCUGAGCGCAGUGAGCUUCUAGCCUUUACAUUCUCAGGAUUGGAUCUUGGAGUGGUUAUUGCAUUUGCGAGUUCGGGGUACCUUUGCACCAUUCCUAUAGAUGGUGGAUGGCCAUUUAUUUUCUACACCUAUGGGGGUGUGACUGUUUUAUGGUUAAUUGUAUGGCUUAUAUUUGUGACGGACUCCCCGACCUCUCACCGCUGGAUCAGUGUCCAGGAAACAACGUACAUAGUGGGGGACAGACACGAUAAUUUUAAAGAAAAGUGUAGAUGCGAGCACACCAAAAUAAAAGCCCCUUGGCUACUUAUCCUGAAGUCGGGGCCUGUUUGGGCAAUGAUUACUGCAAUGCUUACGGUUGCCUAUGGGAUGACAGCUGUAUUUUCAUACCUUCCAAAAUAUAUGAAUGAUGUCUACAAGUUAAACACUAGUGAUAACGGUAAGAUGUCAGCCCUUCCUUUUCUUGGACGAAGCAUAUCCAUUAUUUCCAUUGGACUCAUAGCUGAUAAAAUACUACAAUGGAAUCGAAUGUCAGUGACCAAUUUGCGGAAGGUCAUUCAAUGUCUUUCAUCCUUCACAGGCGCAAUAUUCAUCCUCUCCAUUAAGUACGUAAAUCAAGGCGAUAUGGCCAUUCUUCUGUUGACCAUAUCUACUAUGGCUCUUGGCGGCACCAUGUCUGGUUCCUAUACAAACGCUCUAGAGUUAGCACCCAGAUUUGCCUCAUCGCUUUCUGGACUGGCCUUUACUAUUAAUGCUUUGGGACAGAUCACCGCGCCCAUGAUAACAUCUCUCUUGAUAAAAGAAGAUUCUGAUGAAAGCUGGAGGAAUGUGUUUUUGUCUCUGGCCUGUGUAUACUGUUUUGGGGGUAUUAUCUACGGUCUCUUUGGUAGCAGCGAUGAACUGCCUUGGUAUACUCAGAUGGAGGAGGCGUUAGGAACGAAAAACAUACCUAGUAUCUCUUCAACUGUCGCAAGCACAGAAUAUAUGGAAAAGGGAAAAAUUACUGACGCCUUUUUUACGAAAGACAAGACGAAAUUAAACAACGAAGAAAAUAUAAGAAAUGUAUAAGCAAGUCGGUCAGUUGUAAAGA